AUGUCUCUAAGCGACCACCCAAAAGCCUACGGCACCGCCGCCCUGACAGUAGCCUUCAUAACCGGCAUCUUCGUCACCCUCGGCUUCAAAGACCUCUACCCCGAACUCGAAAACCGCUACCAGCAACGUCUCAAACGCAACCGCCAUGCCCGCAACUCGCUCGCCCGCUCCUCCACCGUCUCCUCCCGACGAGACUCCUUCCUCUUCAGCGGCCCCGUCUCCCUCGAAGACCGGGAAUCCACCUUCACCACCAUCGACCGCGGCCUCGGCAUAGUCGACGGCAUAGCCGGCACGAUAGGCAACACCCCCCUGGUCAAAAUCCGCUCCCUCUCCGAAGCAACCGGGUGCGUCAUCCUCGCCAAAGCAGAGUUCCUCAACGGCGCGGGGAACUCCCCCAAGGACCGUGUAGCCUUAAACAUGAUCGAAGUCGCUGAGCAGCAAGGCCUUUUGGUCCCCAACAGAGGUGACACCAUCUACGAAGGCACAGUAGGAUCAACCGGUAUCUCCCUCGCCGUCCUGGCCAGGGCGAAAGGGUACAAAUGCCACAUCUGCAUGCCCUCCGACGUGGCGAUCGAGAAAUCUGAGCUCCUCCACCACUUGGGAGCUACGGUGGAACGUGUCACUCCUGCGCCCAUCACGGACCCAAAACACUUUGUCAACCUCGCCCGCCAGAGAGCAAAGGAACACACGUUGCGGACUGACACGGAAAGCCGCGGGUUUUUUGCCGAUCAGUUUGAGUCGUUGGCUAACUACACGGCCCACAUGAAGACCACGGGCCCGGAAAUCUACGAGCAGACGGGCGGGCUUAUUGAUGCGUUUGUUGCUGGUGCUGGAACGGGGGGGACCAUUUCGGGGGUGACGAAGUAUUUAAAGGAAGAGAAGAAGCUGACGAACCUCAAGGUUGUGCUUGCGGAUCCUCAAGGGAGUGGGUUGUACAAUAAGAUUAGACAUGGGGUGAUGUACUCGCCCACGGAGAAGGAAGGGACGAGGAGGAGACAGCAGGUUGAUACCAUGGUGGAGGGGAUUGGGAUUAACAGGAUUACCGAAAACUUUGAGUCUGCCAGGUCGCUCAUCGACGACGCCGUAAGGGUGACGGAUAUCCAAGCUCUUAAAAUGGCGAGGUGGUUGGUGGAGCAUGAUGGGAUUUUUGUCGGGAGUUCGAGCGCGAUCAACUGUGUUGCGGCGGUGAUGACCGCGCUGAAGAUGCCGAAGGGGAGUCAGGUUGUGACUAUUUUGUGUGAUAGUGGGAGUAGGCAUUUGAGCAAGUUUUGGAAGAGCGUGGGGGAGUUGGGGUUGGAGGUUAAUGGGGAGGAUGAGGAGAGGGGGGGGGAGGGGGAGGGUGACAUUGUUGAGGUUUUGGGGUUGGGGAAGGGGAGGCAGUAA
This is a messenger RNA of Podospora anserina S mat+, 1383 nucleotides long. RefSeq lists its product as uncharacterized. Bases 1 to 1383 code for a protein of 460 amino acids. NCBI's taxonomy places the organism in Eukaryota, Fungi, Ascomycota, Sordariomycetes, Sordariales, Podosporaceae. The transcript has a single exon. Gene Ontology annotation, molecular function: cysteine synthase activity. The record is from RefSeq and is a predicted model, not a curated record. Gene Ontology annotation, cellular component: cytoplasm.